UCGGCUCCGGAACGUGGCAGCUACUACUAUUCCAAUACAAACUACGAGCUUCUGGGCUACGUAAUUGAGAAUAUCACACAAAAUACGGCAGAAGUAGAAAUCUGUCGAAGAAUUAUAGAACCGCUUGGCAUGGAGCACACUUUUCUGGAGGUAUUCGAAUCCAAGAACAAAGGCAAUAUACCACGGCGAUAUCAGUUUGCUACAAAAUUGUAUCGCGAGACGGCAGGCAUGAAUCCUGCUUUACCGGAAAUUGAUGACGGCAAGCUUAUAGACUGCACUGCGUCUAACCUAUCAGUUGAAUGGAUAGCCGGCGAUAUGUUUUCCUCGCCAUCUGAUCUUGUCAAAUUUGCAACUGCUCUUCGCGAUGGAAGACUUCUAAACACAGAAUCCUUAGAGACAAUGAAGAUGUGGCGGCCAACUACAAAUGUGGCUGCUGAGAUAGGCCACUGUCUCUUCAAAAUGGAAGACUCUGAGGAGAACGCGUGGCUCGGCCACUUUGGAGGUGUCUUAGGCUUUACGGGAGCUUUAUGGUAG
Molecule: messenger RNA, 534 nt
Organism: Trichoderma asperellum CBS 433.97
Lineage: Eukaryota; Fungi; Ascomycota; Sordariomycetes; Hypocreales; Hypocreaceae
Source: RefSeq, a predicted model, not a curated record